AUGGGACGAGGCUCAAGUGAUGAGGAUCUCUUAGCCGAUCGUCCAAAAGUGAAGGGGGUCGGAGCACCAGGUCCGACUAACGCAUCUAUGGCUAGAUCCACCUUGGAACCUGCUACCGUCCAGUGUCGUUCAUUUCUUUUUGCAUUCUACUACGCUAUCCCAGCUUGCUUGUCGAGCUGCACUGAUCGUAUACAAUAUUCCGUUCCAUCGUUUGUGUGGAUUCGGCAUUUGACGGCGCAUUUGCGCCACGUGGUUUCAUUUGGCAACACCACCCUUCUAUGCUACGAAUGGCCACCGGUUCUAAUAGUCGCUCUUCCACAGCGGAUCACUAAUCCUCAGAUACGAAGAAGCAGCGAAUUUUCAUCAACCACUACUGCAGCUGCGAAUGAUCUUGUUAGUGCACUGUUGGGAGGAGCUGAUAACACGCCUGCAUUCAAUGCGUCAGUGCACUACAAUCCAGAAUACAUGACUCGAGUCUAUGGACAACUAGGAUUGAACUAUGAUCUGGAUGCGGGGAAACCUUUCAUUUAUUGCGAAAAAUUCGACCCGAAAUCGUGUUCUUUUAACGAUCCACAAUGUCCAACGCUGGAGAAAUGCUAUGCGGAACCGGAAAAUCGGGCACAAAGGCUUGGAUGCAUGACUGUUUUCAAAUACGUUACAGAAAAGAAUGCGAGCGCUGAAGAGCGAAAAAUCGAAGUAACCCUAAAAGGAUGUUGGCAACAUGACAAAGAAGUGAUAGCGGAUUGCAAGGUUCAAGAUGAGUGUGUUGCUGUAAGCGGAAGACGUCAAUCCAGACCGAAUAUGGAGUUUUGUUGUUGCCGAACACAUAUGUGCAAUAAAAAGGUUUCUAUUCUAGUAAUGGACGAACCAAGAGAUGAAGUAAUUCCUGCCACAGCUAGCACCACAACCCUUGGUGAAGUCUCCCAAUGGAUGAACAAUAUCUGGUUCAUAAUGUUGUUCGGUUUGAUCGGUGUAUGCAUAGCUGGAGGGCUUAUCGUCUUUUCACUAGCCUACGUAAGAUGUUGGCAAAGCAAGGAUAAGAUUAAAACGCAGACGGUCACAACGGCACAACAAAGUGAAACUUACGCGCUUCUCAAUUGUGCAGCAACGAAACCAACGUUUGAGAUCACUGAUCUAAAGCACGUCGCAAGUGGCCGAUUUGGUGACGUCUUCAAUGGAAUAUACCGUAGUGGUGAUCAAGUCAAGGAAGUAGCGGUGAAAGUGUUAAAAGAUGAAGAGAGUUGGCUUUCUGAACAGACGAUCUACGUUGAUGUACUGCGACGAUCUGGUCAUCCGAAUAUAUUAAAGUAUAUUGAUGUGGAACGUCGAGCGAAUGAUUACUGGCUGAUCACUGAGUUCAUGAAAGAGGGAAAUCUUCAUGACUAUCUUAAGAAGAAUGUGCUGACACUGAAGCAAUGCCUCCGUAUCAUGUCCGGAAUUUUGGAGGGUUUAGCAUUCUUGCACGAAGCACAAGGCAACAAGUAUACUGUGGUGCAUAGAGAUGUUAAAUCGAAAAAUGUCCUGCUGCAGUCGAUGGAAUGUGCUGACGGGAAAGAGUUAGUGUUGACAGCUUGCAUAGCUGACUUCGGAUUGGCUGCUGUGUUCAGCAGUCCACAAAUUGACGAUCACGUUACUGGUCAGGUUGGAACGUUCCGCUACAUGUCUCCGGAAGUGCUAGAAGGCGCAACUGAAUUCACUGUACCAGCUUUCCAAAGAAUUGAUGUCUAUGCUAUGGCAUUGGUAAUGUGGGAGGUACUGUCUCGAACAGCUCUUAGUGAACACGAAAAUCCCAUGGAUAUACCACCGUAUAAGCAACCUUUCGAAGAGUACACAAAUCCCUAUCCAAGCUUAGGUGAAAUGCGAGACGUUGUGGUGAAUCGUAAACUACGGCCAGAAUUUCGGCCUGAGAUUUCAAAACAUCCGAUCGGGGGUGCGAUAGAAUACACGAUUCGUGAUAUGUGGCAUACGAUAGCGGAUGGACGAAUUACAGCGAGUCUUGCACGUGAACGAAUUAACGCAAUGAAUGGAUGCGAUUCACAAGGAUCGGAAGGGUAUCAUUCGAGUAGUGAUCAAAAUCGAAGAGUAUCCAUGGAAGCAACAGAUUAUGAGCAAGGAAUAUGCGUUCCGGCAGAAGGAAGCAUCAGCAGCAACUGUUUCAACACCGAAAUGGACGAGUUUCGACGAGAACGAUGA
Necator americanus (New World hookworm) is the source of this 2193-nucleotide messenger RNA. RefSeq lists its product as uncharacterized. Gene Ontology annotation, molecular function: activin binding; activin receptor activity; ATP binding. The transcript has 19 exons. Gene Ontology annotation, cellular component: plasma membrane; activin receptor complex. The record is from RefSeq and is a predicted model, not a curated record. NCBI's taxonomy places the organism in Eukaryota, Metazoa, Nematoda, Chromadorea, Rhabditida, Ancylostomatidae. The coding region runs from base 1 to 2193 and encodes 730 amino acids. Gene Ontology annotation, biological process: activin receptor signaling pathway; protein phosphorylation; cellular response to growth factor stimulus.